This is a messenger RNA of Peronospora belbahrii, 1446 nucleotides long. NCBI's taxonomy places the organism in Eukaryota, Oomycota, Peronosporomycetes, Peronosporales, Peronosporaceae. The record is from the annotation of a GenBank genome assembly.
AUGUUGAUCCCUACGUUCUCUUCUUCAUGGACAAUGCCAAUUGAUACACAAUGCUCCUUAUUACAUCGUCUUAGUACAUUAGGAAUCGUGUAUACAAAAUUAUUGACCAAUGAGCUACUUGAAUUGGCGCCAUCCAUUCCUGCAUUCAAUCCAGCACCUGAGGAUUUGAUACUAAAGGCCUCACUAUUGGAUGUACGUGCGUUAUUAGGCCCAUUCUCAGCUGAAAUGCUUGAUGCAAUGGCCAUGUGGCUAGAUCAGGGUAUACAAAAGAUUCUAGUGGAUGCACCAUCCAGCGAUGACUCGGAAUUGGAGCGAGUGGCGAUGGCAGUGUCGGAAUUACCAGCCAGUCGAGUGAUGCUGCGUAUACCUUUAUCGUCGUCUUUUGACGUUAAUGAAGCUACAGAAAUGAAUGAGAAACUAUUGAGGCUGCAAAGUGUUGCAAGUGGCAUUGUAAUUGUGAUUGAUUUCAUGACAUUGAGCCAGAAUAACGAUGAAUUGAACGCUCUAGUUGCGAGUCUAGUCUCGUUAAGGAAGAGCAUGGAUGAAGGGUAUUUUCUUGCACUUGAGAUGAGUACAGGACGUGUGGAAGACUAUAAUGCUGACGUGGCAUUAGAUUGGAUCAAGACAUUGCAUGAUAGGAACAUACAUGUUGUCGCUUCAGGUUAUUGCUACGGAGAAGGAGAGAAGAAGAGUGAGGUGAUCAUGGUGCAAGAUGGAAAACCGGUUGUGGAUGCUGCAUUGUCGUUCGUGCGAUGUCUUCGAACGGAUCGUCCGGAUGGUUUAUUCACGACUGUUGUGGUAGAUGAAGCUGGUGUUGCUCUAGGACUAGUGUACUCCAGUGCCGAGAGCAUUAUGGUUGCUGUCGAGAGUGGAUGUGGUGUCUACUUUUCUCGAUCACGUGGUGGUCUCUGGAAGAAAGGAAAAAGCAGUGGCAACGCGCAGAAGCUGAUCCAAAUUGACACGGACUGCGACAGCGACGCGCUACGCUUUACUGUGAAUCAGACAGGCGCCGGCUUUUGUCACCUCAAUACCCGCACGUGCUGGGGUCACGAUAGCGGCCUUCGUGCCCUAGAGAGUAUGCUUUUCUGUCGCCAUGAGCAUGCACCUGCUGGGUCCUAUACAAAGCGGCUAUUCGACGAUGCAGAGCUGUUACGUAACAAGCUGGUCGAAGAGGCACAAGAACUUGCAGAAGCUGAAUCAAUAUCCGAUGUAGCUGGAGAGGCCGCCGAUGUCAUGUACUUUGCCAUGGUGCGUUGUGUCGCUGCGGGCUGCAAACUUAGCGACGUCGAGAAAAUGCUCGACAAGCGCGCUUUGAAGGUAAAGAGACGACCUGGCAACUCGAAAGCGUACCGCAUCUCAGCCGCCAACAAGAUAUUAAACAGCAAAGACAUGUACAUUGACUUUGACACCGCAUCAUCAAUUUCUGCAACAAGGAAUCAAAACUAG